UGUGCUGUAUCCACAGUAAUAGCGCCCCCAUUCUGUCUGUUUGUUGCAGCAGUCUGAACAGUGUGAACAGCAGCGACUCUCGCUCCAGUGGCUCUCACUCUCAUUCGCCCACGUCUAAUUUCCGUUUCCGAGCGUCUUCGUCCUCGUCUUCGUCUCUUCUCCUUCAGCAAACUCCUGCUCGACUGUCCUCCGUCUCGUCUCACGACUCCGGCUUUGUGUCGCAGGACGCCUUCCAGUCCAAGUCCCCUUCCCCCAUGCCUCCAGAGCCAGCACAGUUACACAAUGGUUUCGACCAUCACGCUGCCCUCUGCCUGCACGGCGCAGUACUGCAGGCUCAGAAUACUCCCCUCCACCCUCCAUACUUCACCUCCACCUCUCCCAUCUCCUCGCCCUCCUGUUCGCCCGUUUCUCCCACAUGGCCGUGGUCGCGUUCGGGAGACUCGGGAGAAUUCUCCCAGGGAACAAACCCGACCUGCAGAAUCCUGACCUGGAAGGACUGGACCAAACCAGGUCCAUACGAUCAGCCCAUGGUCAACACUCUGAGGAGGAGCAGAGACAGGAGAGAGACAACAGAGGGCGCUGAUGUCACUGCUCCAGGGGAGGAGCCACAAGGGGUGAAAGGAGGUCAUGUUCUGACAUCACCAAAGGAGGACAGAGAAGCCCAUGAGGAGUUGGCCAGAGUUCUGGCCCGAGGUCUUCAUCUGGACAUACACGGCUCCUGCAGAGACUCACUGCAGAGCUCGAGCGGCUACAGCAGCCAGACGAACACCCCCUGCUGUUCAGAGGACGCCAUCCCAGCACAAGUGUCAGACUGCGACUACUACACCGUGGGCAUGGAUCAGGAGCAGCAGUCAUCGUCAGACUACGAUAAAUCCUGCACCAUCCCAAGAAACAGCGAUGUCAGCCAGUCGUACCGUCGCAUGUUUCAGUCCAAGCGUCCCGUGUCCACGGCCGGUCUGCCCUCCAACCCGUCCACUGUCGUCACACCCGGAGUCGCCACCAUACGACGGACGCCGUCCUCCAAACCCAACCUGCGGCGACCGUCCGGAGGCCUCAGCCUGGGCCCCAUCCCCAUCAAACCUCCCAUGAUCCCUGUGAAGACCCCGACUGUGCCCGAACACCCCGGGUUCCCUGGCAGGUCCGUGUCGGAGGAUGGCAGCUCACUACGGACUCAGCUCAGUCCUCUGACGCCCGGACUGCUAUCACCAAAGACCAGUCCCUCCGACAAGGGGACGGAUCCUCCGACACCACCACCACCACAGCCCGGCGGGCGGGUGCCCGAGCGGGACCGCCAGCCUCUGCCAGAACUCCUGGAGGAGACAGAGUACGGCGAGGUGGAGGAUUAUCUGGUGGCCAUCCGACGAGGAGUGAAACUCAAGAGGACGACGACCAAUGACCGAUCAGCGCCAAGGGUUCACUGAGAGACACGUGGACGUGGACAUUUUGUGUCCCUGGGUCAAUUUCAGGAUGUCGACUCUUGAAGGGACACAAAAUGGCCACCGCUGAGUGAAUGUUAAUGGGAACUGUGACACUAUCGCAAUCAGGUUGGACAUUCUGGAAAGAUUGUGCCGGGACAACGCAAAUCCGCCGCAGGACUCAAACUAGCCAGAAUGUUCUAUUGUUACGGAUCAGAACCAAAACCAAAACAAAUAUUGGAUGAGGACGUGGACUCGUACAUGGUCAAGGAUUUGUCAAAGCUGUUGGUCAGAAAAGCGAAGAGCGUUCCUUCUUUUGAGAGAAACUCAUUUGUCAAACUUGAAAAAUCCGAUGUAAGACCUGAGAUAAUUCUCUCACGGAAACGUCGGAACUGACGAGAAAUGAUCGAAAGACACGUACGAGAACUUUUCGUCGCAAACUGACUGAAAAAUGGAAGUGAUGAAUAAAAACGUGAAAAACAUUAAUUGUAAAUACACAUUUAUAAUUUGACGUGUUUGUACGAUGUUUUAUUCGGGGUGUCAUAUUUUAUGCCCCAUUGUUCUCCAGUUUUCCUCUGAAGGUGCCAAACGCUCAUGUGCCACAGUUUUUAUUUAAUUGGAUUUUCUGUUGAAGAAAAAAACAAAAAAAACGUGAUCUUACUGCACAGGUUACAGGUCAAGUUGCAGUCGUUAACAUCACACGUACAAGUAUUUUUACAUGCGUGUUGUUCCGCAGUUUAUUGCAGUUCAUCCCAGUAUCCAAAACUCCAAACUUUCGACGCAUUACAACUUUCUUUUGUAAAACAAGAAUCAAAAAUAUUUUAGCAUCUGUUAAAAAUCGUGGAUCAGUAUUUUUUCACUACAAAUUUAAACAAAAUAAAACUUGACCAACGUUAGCUCCCGUUAUAGAUUCUGUGAGUCGUUCUUCUUUCAACACGUCGUGAACUUUCCACCAAAUGUAGCAACUGUACAGAGCGUGUUAGCAUACGUGGUCAUGAUAGAAAACCGUUGCGACUUAGGAUGUUGUGAAUGUGAGUAAAGUGUGUUAAAGUUAAAGCGGCAGUAUCAGGAAAACGUGCUACAAUUGCGAUAUAUUGCGACAUAGCGUCCUGUAGUGCCUCGAAAUUUGCGCAAGAAAUCAAGGUAGAAAACGGUAAAAAGAGCCGCAAUUUCUUGCUACUACAAUGAAAAACGUUAUUUUGACUGGGUUCUAAAAAAAAACUGUUACGUAUAUUAUAUAUCAUUAGCUUAACAUUUAUAUUCAAGUCAAUGUAUUUAAGGCAGUUUGUGGAUGCUAGCAACGUAGCACAAGAUGAGCGAGGAAUCAUAUCUGUUUGCUAAACACAAUUCUAAGCUAGGUCUCCAUAAACCGCACCCUGUGAGAUGCUAGCUGUGGCUAAAGUGACUGUGACAACUGUGUACGAACUACUCAUGUAAUAAACGCAACCCAGCAAGCUUGUUCAUGCUAACUGUCAAGUAGCCCGUGUUAACGUAUUAGUGGCGUGGGGGGGAUUAGCAUAGCGAGCUAUAAUACACAAAUAAAUCCACCCCUGUUGCUACUUAGACACGCGCAGAAUAUAGAUGUAUCAUGUCCCCACCCCUUUUUUGUGUGAUAACGUCUGACUUGGCGGUUGAAGUAUGAUGAGUCAUACAGAUAGCAAUCUAAAAUAUUAUAAAUUAUUAUUAUUACUAAUAAUAACAUGGAAGAACAGCACCGCCCAGUGGCUGGAGGUGGCGUUGCCCACAGUUUAUCGCGCCACAAAUCUCAGAUUUUUUUGCAGUUCUUCAGAGGAGCGUACCUAUUUUUUUUGGAUAAACAAAGAGACACAGCAUCUUUUCAUCGUAGCGACCUUUUGGGUUUUCACCCAGAAGGGGGUGUGGUCUUUCAGGCAAAAAAAAAGUGACAUACAAAAUGUCUGCUCUCAUUUUUUUAUUACUAUAUUUAUUCAAAUUAAUGUUUUUAAUUUUUAUUUUUCUGUCGUAAACCACGUUUCUAAACUGUAUUGAUUGCGUUAUAUCUAUAAUGUUAUGUUAAAGCUAUAAUAUAUAAUACAAUGUUAUUAUGAUUUUUUAGUAAUAGCAGCAAUUUUUUUUGUCUGCGUCAAAACAAAGAUCGUCCGUUAUCGUUAACGAUUUUUCUUAAUCUAUACGCGUUUCACAUGUUGGAACUUCUCGACUGUGUUGUGACGCCGAUGCGUUUUUAACGACGUGUGUGAAGCUGAACGUUCGAGUCUGCGACAAAUCUGUAACUUGCGUUUUUAAUCAUGCUCGCUGAGAAUCACUAGAAAUAAUUCACUCAAAUUAUUUUACCGAUUUUUCCCUUCGUCAAUGUUGAGACAAGUUGCCAAUUUUUUUUAUAGUGUAAAUGCAAAACAACGCUUUGUUGUACAAUUAUCAUUAUUAUUAUUAUUGUUAUUAUUGUUAUAUUGGACGUUCUUAUUCAGUUGUGGUUUUUCCUGGUUUCCUUUCACUGAUUAACUUUGUGCCAAAUUUUUUAUUUUUACCUCAAAUUGAUAACGUCAAUAAAAUUUGAGCUGUUGUUUUCCUUUUGUUAAAUUAUUAUAAUCACUGAUGAAAAACAGUUCAAAGCUUCUGAAAUCAACUUAUUUUUUGUUGUCAAUGUUUUAGAUUUUUUUAAAGACACUUUACAACCGAAAAGUGAGAGAAUUAUAAAAUAUUGAAUUUAAUCAUUGACUUUGUUUACAUCAGCACAUGAAUGUCAAGUGGUUUUGAUGAAAUCUGUCAGAUUUUGUUCAUAAAACGUUUGACCAAUGAGAAAAAAACAAACACAAAAUUGAAUCCAAAGAAUUUAAAAACUAUCGUCACACGAUGUCACAUUUCUGUUGAACUGUUGUUCAUGUUUAUUCAUGUUUCAUUUCAACUGUCUCUUAUUUCCUAUGUAAAUAAAUAGUUUUUGGUUCAAUAAUAAAAUUCGUAGCAGACAAAGUG
Messenger RNA from Solea senegalensis (Senegalese sole), 4364 nucleotides. Its product is annotated as protein MTSS 1-like. Gene Ontology annotation, cellular component: actin cytoskeleton; cytoplasmic side of plasma membrane. NCBI's taxonomy places the organism in Eukaryota, Metazoa, Chordata, Actinopteri, Pleuronectiformes, Soleidae. The annotation marks the transcript as partial. Gene Ontology annotation, biological process: positive regulation of actin filament bundle assembly; adherens junction maintenance. The transcript has 5 exons. The record is from RefSeq and is a predicted model, not a curated record. Gene Ontology annotation, molecular function: phospholipid binding; actin binding.